AUGCCGAGCAUCCGCAACACCCUUCGUUACCUUUAUCCUAGGCUGACCACUUCUCGCAGCAUCGUCCAUGUCUCGAGCACAAGACUCUCCCUUCCCAUCGCACCCUUCUUGUCUUUUCUCCCCAUCCUGCUACCCGUUUUCGGCACCAUAAACGCCUUCUACUACCCACGACUGCUCUUCAAAGCCCGACACUCCAUGGCCGCUCGCACCGAACAGAUCUUCCCGACAGUUUUACAGGCUCUGCAGGGCAUCCUGACCACAGCCAUCGCCGUCCUCUUGUUGCAGUCCGCCAUUCCCGACGAUACCCUCAACUGCGCCCUCUCCACCGCCUGGCAGCGCAUGUUUGCUGCCAAGGACGCCUCCUCCAUCCGCCGCAUCCAGGACAGCCUCGAUUGCUGUGGCCUGAACAGCGUCAAAGACCGCACAUGGCCCUUCAACGGUAACGUACAGUGCGCCCAGCGCUUCGGUCGCGACACCCCUUGCGUCGGUCCGUGGCGCGAUGCCACCUUGUCCAACUCGGCCAUUGAUCUGGCCGUCGUACUCGCCGUCGGCGUUUUGCAGGUUCUUACCUUGCUCUUCAUGCAGAGCGCCAGCAACUGGAGACAUGCCUGGUGGGCGCAGAGCUGGAGCCACCUGUCUGAUCGCCCUAUCGAGGAGCGCGAGCGUACUCGUCCUCUCCUUACGGGUUCCGCCGCAUCUCCUGCUGUCAACGCCGUCAGCCCUGCCAACGACAGCGGCGAAGAGUCGGAUCUGCCCGUCACCUACAGCGACCUCAACCCGCACUACGGUACCACUGGCGACGGUCGUCGGGGCCGGGCACGCACCGGUGGCGGCCGAAUUGAGCCCUCGUCGCUGCGGAACGAAUGGGACGGCGAGUGA
Colletotrichum graminicola M1.001 is the source of this 879-nucleotide messenger RNA. Its product is annotated as tetraspanin. The record is from RefSeq and is a predicted model, not a curated record. Bases 1 to 879 code for a protein of 292 amino acids. Lineage: Eukaryota; Fungi; Ascomycota; Sordariomycetes; Glomerellales; Glomerellaceae. The transcript has 2 exons.